GGUGUUUGUUUUGUAUAUGCCACGUGCCACCACCCCGUCGCGGCUCGGUUCCACCAUACUGCCCUGCCGGUGAUGAGGCGCAGGUUUGACACUGCAGUGCUACUAGUAGUGGCAUUCAGUUUGGUCUGGACCGGAGGCCGAGCAUGGACAGCAGGUAGCCCAGGUGCAGGCUGGAAGCCCCGAUCUGCCGUAACUGGUGUUCUUGGAGGAGCUGCGUAUGGCGGGGUCGACCGAGGUAUUCGCAGUUGGUCCUGCCAAGCACUGCCCCGACCUCGACAACGAGGUGCAGUCAAACGAAGUUCGGCCACGACGCUAGCUAUGCUCCGACGAGGGUCCGCUCCUGCACAGUUGUGGUCGAUCGCUGGACUCAAAGCAGCCGGAGCGAGAUUCUGGGGGCCGCUGACGAAUGUCGUCACACCCCAGAAGCUUUUCCUCUUCCUCCUGUUUCAGAUUGUAUACAGAAGGUUGCUACGACUACUGUACAGACUGCAGGUGCAGGUUUGGCGACUCGUGCGAAAACACGACCCCCAACCUUACGAGCAAUCUGUUCUGGGCUUUGUGGAGCCCAGACUGAGAACGCUCAGCAGGACCUUGGUGGUGGCAUACGCCUUGAAGAGCGGCGUCAGGGUGCUGAUUGCGAGCGGAUGGAACGCCAACCCCCAGCUGGCAAAGGUUCUAUCCGAUGUGGUGUACUGCUGGUAUGCAGGCUAUUUUGUGGACGAGGCGAAGCGUUUCUUUCUCCCUGUCUGGAUACCUUCACUAAAGGCUGACAAGCGAAAAGGCUUCAUUUACAACCGGUCCUUAUCGGUGCUUACAUGGUCUAUUUGUCUUCUCACCGUAUCGGAGGUGAUCUCGGCGUAUCUCCGAAUACCAAUAACCUCCACGCUGGCUUUCGGGGGUAUAGGUGGUCUCGCCAUUGGUUUGGCCGGGAAGGAUGUUCUCUCCAACUUUUUCGGGGGGCUGAUGCUCCUUCUCGCGGAGCCUUUCAUUCCAGGAGAUAUGGUGACGUUCCAGAGAGGCGGAGUACGAUGCGAAGGGCGUGUAGAGCGUGUGGGCUGGUACCAAACCAGGUUACGUGGGAGGGAUACUCGUCCUACAUACGUGCCUAACGGGAUGUUUUCCGACACAAUGGUGACCAACAUGGAUCGAAUAACGCACCGAAAGUUCGAAUCCAGUUUCCAACUCCGGUACGCGGAUGCGCCUAAGGUGGCAGAAAUUCUGCAGGGGAUCAAAACUGCCCUCAAGGACGUCCCUAACAUUGACUUACUCAGUCCGUUCCGCGUCCAUUUGGUCGACUUUGCGGAAAGCGGCCUCAAGAUCAAUGUAGUUUGCUACUUUGCCACGAAGUCGUUUGACGAGUUCUUGUACCUGCAACAGGUAGCGCUCCUCGAAGUAACUCGCGUAGUUCAAGGCGCGAGUGCUACCAUGACGAGCGUCUUGUAUGUCGACAUGAACAACCCCGCUCCGAUUGGGAAAGUGCCUUUAGCAGGGAUGAUCAACUCUGCCCAAAACAAGGGCGUGGCUCAGUCGGGAUUGCCCAAGGUGGUGGCCGCACCAAAGGAUUUGAAUCCAAAAGGCGCCGAGGGCGCAUCAAUAGAGGAAGACGGCCCGCGACCAAUAAACGGUACUGGUGUUAGCGGGGGUAGUAGUGUACAAAAAAGUAGACGUGUAAAGAAGCCCCGGGGUGGUACUGUAUAAAUUGGUCUUGAUCUGAGUCUUGUUGAGAAAACAAAAUGUCGAAAAAAUAUUGGUUGCUACAACCGAUAAGAACCUUCUUACGCUGAGGGAAAAGGCCUCCCACAUCUAGCACGCCAAUAGCCCGAGUCUCAGGCAGUCAAUCAGUGCCGUUCCGAACAAAAGCUUUGGCGUGCAUGUUAUUCAACGCGCGUGACUCGGUGUCCACCGCAACAGCCACCCGAACGCACAUCUCUUGCAACACCCUGUUCAUCGCUUCUCGGUCGGCGGAGACGAGUCACGCACGCGGGAUGCAGUCUCGACUCCCUCAGCCUGCCCUUCCCCCGCUUCCUGAGCUCCUUCUUUGUGAGGUUCUUCCGUUUCCAUUGCUUGACUGCUGUCUGCUGCUUUCCCGUCAGGUGCCGGUCGCUUCCGGUCCUGCACCUGUCGCUCGCCGCCUUGCGCGGUCUUCGAGGGUGUGUCCUCUCCAGUUCCUUGUGACACCGCGUGGGGCAUCGGCUCGCCUCCAUGAGCGGGAGUCACGUCCUCACCAAGCCCGCCGGCAGUUUGCUCUUGGGACAUGGGUUCCUCGGUGCCCUCUUCGACCGUCGCGUCUUCAUCAAGCCCGCCGACAGUUUGCUCUUGAGACAUGGGUUCCUCGGUGCCUUCUUCAACGGAUCCGUCCAGCGUACCGAAAGUUUCCUCUUGCGACAUCGGCUCAACGGCACCAUCUCCCUCUUCCGAAGUCGGCCCAGCAGGCGGUUUGGCGCACUCGGGUUCUUCGGGCU
This is a messenger RNA of Ectocarpus siliculosus, 2462 nucleotides long. The record is from the annotation of a GenBank genome assembly. Lineage: Eukaryota; Phaeophyceae; Ectocarpales; Ectocarpaceae.